Symbiodinium necroappetens is the source of this 2607-nucleotide messenger RNA. NCBI's taxonomy places the organism in Eukaryota, Dinophyceae, Suessiales, Symbiodiniaceae. The record is from the annotation of a GenBank genome assembly.
AUGACCCGCCGAGACAUUCGGCUAACUUACCGUGCUGUGGGAAGUAGCACCGGGCAGAGGGAGUUCACCCAAAGCUCCGACAACGACUACGCUGCGGGCUUGACAGACUUUGGCUCUGGAGACAUCCCUAUGACGAACGCUCGUUGGACAGGCUUGCAGACUGCUGGGAGGGGCGCUGUUCAUGUGCCCUUUGCCUUGGGAGCCAUCGGCAUUUUCCAUUCCGUGCCAGAAGGCGAGGUCGGUGCUCAGGGUCUGAAGCUGAAGCCCUGCGUCCUGGCCAAGAUUUUCAGCGGCGCUAUCACGGAGUGGACCGACCCGGAGAUUGCCGUCGACAAUCCCGGAAUGGCCGGCAUCCCGGCGGGGACCAAAAUUCAGGUCGGGCACCGAAACCUGGGCUCAAGCAGUACCUCAGGCGUGUCGGGGUACUUGGUCGCUGCCACGGCAGCUGCCGGCUGCACCUCCGACUGGACACUGGGCUCGGGCUCUACGUUGACCUGGCCAUCGGCACCCACCCACACCAACUUCCACCCAGUGGAGGGCUCGGGUGGGAUGACAACUCACAUCGCCUCGACGAAGUAUGCCAUCGGCUAUAUUGAUGCAGGCCACGGCCACCAGCGAGGCUUCUCGGAAGUCCAUUUGCAAAACCCUGCCGGCACUUGGCUGACAUCCAAGAUGGCCAUGGAGAGCGGUGCUUCCCCCGCACAGAACGGCAUCGCAGCUGCCGGUGCUCAAGCGGUCACUGCUGGCAGCAUUCCUGCAGAUGCUGCCGCCGACUGGAGUGCCGUGAACCUUUACAACCAAGGUGGCACCGACACGUGGCCCAUCGUCCUGGUUUCCUACAUUUAUGUGACUACGGAUAUGUCUUCUUGGUCAGUCGAUAAGGCGUCCUUGUUGAAGACCUUCGUCGAUUACGUCACUGAGGCAACAAAAGGCCAGGAGUUGCUUGCCGAGUACUCCUUCAACCCUGUACCAUCACAGAUGAACACCUGGGCCACGGUCUGGUCUUCCAAGAUCACGAAGCCGGCAGGCUAUGCUGACGUGUUCUCCUUCGAGGACUCGACUAAUGCUUGGACGGGGCAAGCACUGAACGUCAUCAGCGUGAAGAGGAACACUUACUCGCUUUGGAGGGCCCACGAGCUUGAGCUGGCAAACGAGGCUUUGGAGGCACGUGUCCAAGCCCUCGAGCAACACUUGGACGACUUCGGCGUGGUCCCGCUGCACGGCAGUGGCACCACCAACCCCCGCAAUUGGUUUGCCCAGGUGAUGAAGCAGAUGGAGCACCGUGCCCGUGCUCCUCUUCUCUUGACUUACCGUGCAGUGGGCAGUAGCACUGGUCAGAAGGAGUUCACAGGCCAGGCGAGCUCCGGAUGGGCGAGCUACAACCACUUCGGUGCCGGGGACAUUCCCAUGACGGAGGAGCGUUUCGACUCAAUGGCUGCUCAAGGGAUCACGAUGUUGCAUUUGCCCUUUGCCCUUAGUGCGAUCGGCAUCUUCCACAGCGUGCCUGCAAGUGAACUAGGCGGCGCUUCACUGCAGCUCCCAGACUGCUUGCUCGCUCGUGUCUUCGGUGGUGACAUCACCACCUGGGACCACCCGGACAUCAAGGCAGUUAAUCCUGGACUGAGUGUCCCUGCAGGCACGGUCAUCAAGGUUGGCCACCGGACUGCAGGAUCUAGCAGCACCACUGGUUUGACGUCCUACCUCAAGCAGAAGUGCGAAGGCACUGGCUGGACCCUUGGAUCUGGCUCCACCGUCACGUGGCCUACAAGUUCAGGGUUUACCCCAGUGCAGGGGUCCCAGGGCAUGCAGCAGCACAUCUCUGACACGCCGUAUGCCAUUGGCUACUUGGAUGCAGGCCACGGGCAUCAGUAUGGCUUCGGCGAGAUUGCUCUGAAGAACAAAGCCGGCCGAACUCGGACAUCGAAGGAGUCCAUGGCGCUGUCACCAUCGGGUGUGCAAGAGGCCGGAACACAGGGAGUGAACUCCGGGACAUUCCCCAGCUUGCCAAACGUCGACUGGAGUGCCGUGAACCUUUACGACAUGGAAGGCGACAACACUUGGCCCAUCGUGCUUGUGAGCUACCUCUAUGUCCGGAAGGAUCAGACCAAGACCAAUCCGAAGACUGCUGCCGCGUUGCAGGCGUUCUUGCAGGUCAUCCUGAACGACGACGAAGGCCUGGCCGCAGAGUUCCUCUUCACUCCUCCAAGUGCUGCGGUGAAGGCCGUGGCGCAAGCGGGUGCAGAUCAGAUCCUGUACCCUGCCGGCAUGAAGAGCUUCGCUUUCGAGUCAAGCACUGCGGCUUACACUGGAAUGGGUGACAACAUCAUCAGUGUCAAGCGCACUUCCUUCGAUGACUACCAGCGCGGCCUGUUGUUCAAGGAGGUCGAUGACAUGAAGUCCCAGCUCGCACAGCUCGCACAGGCUGCUCCGCAAGAGGGAACCGCCGCCCCAAGUGAAGACUCAACAGGUACAGCUGCCCUUGCAGUUGCCAUCAUUGCUGCCGUCCUCGCCGCGAUGGCCUUGCUGGUUGGAUGCUUCGCUUACUCUAAGGGUCGAAGCGCAGCAGCUGGAGCUAGCGGGACGAUGCUGGGACGCCCUGAGGUUUGA